Molecule: messenger RNA, 1661 nt
Organism: Diospyros lotus (date-plum)
Lineage: Eukaryota; Viridiplantae; Streptophyta; Magnoliopsida; Ericales; Ebenaceae
Product: UDP-glycosyltransferase 90A1-like
Exons: 1
Coding region: 73-1506 (477 amino acids)
Molecular function (GO): UDP-glycosyltransferase activity
Source: RefSeq, a predicted model, not a curated record
GCUAUAAAAUAGAAAAUAUGGUUCGGACAGGGAACGUCGAUAUCUGAAGUAAAUCUAGCCGGCGACGGAGAGAUGGCUCCAGAAACCAAACGGCGGCAUGUUCUUGUCUUUCCGUUCAUGGCUGAAGGCCACACCCUCCCUCUCCUAGACCUCUCAAAAGCCUUCUCAAAACGAGGCAUCAAGGUCACCAUCAUCACCACCCCAUCCAACGCCAUCUCCAUCGCCACCCACUUCGAGGCCGUAGCCGACUACCCCGACGUAAACCUCAUCACCAUCCCAUUUCCGGCGAUCCCCGGCCUCCCGGACGGCUGCCAGAACACUUGUCAUCUCCCCUCCAUCGACUUCCUCGUGCCCUUCUUCCAAGCCACCAAGCAUCUCCAGCCCCACUUCCGGCAAGUCCUGCAGGACCUGUCAGACUCGGGUGAUCUCCCCAUCUGUGUCAUCUCCGACUUCUUCCUCGGCUGGACCCAAGACUCCUGCCAGGCCUUCGGCGUGCCCAGGCUCGUGUUUAACGGCAUGGGUGUUCUCUCCAUGGCCAUCUGCAAACUCGCCUGGACCGAAUCUAUGAAGUCCGGGCCAAUUCCAGACUCCAAGACAGUGGUCUUCCCAUGCCUGGACCUCCCGUUUGUCCUAACCGGCGCAGACUUGCCCAAGGGGCUCCAAGAUCCGAACCCCGACGACCCAUUUACUCAGUUCGUUGCAGAGGCAGGCCAAGAGGAGUUCAAUUGCUGGGGCGUCAUAGUGAACAGCUUCCUGGAACUGGAAGGAAGCUAUCUUCCAUCUCUUGAACCAUUCUACAAUGUCGCCAAAGCCUGGUGCUUAGGCCCUCUUUUCCUCCACCACAACAUGGAGUUCAAAAGCCAAGAUGAUCACGAUGCCAUCAUAAACUGGCUCGACAAGCAAACCGACCCAGCCUCGGUGAUAUAUAUCUCGUUUGGGACACAAGCCGAGGUAUCCGAAGCACAGCUGAACGAGGUCGCCUACGGUUUGGAGCUUUCAGAUGUUCCAUUUCUGUGGGUAGUGAGGUCGGCACUGAAAUGGUCUUGGCCUGACGGACUGGAAGAAAGGCUGAAGGCAAAGGGAAAGGGUUUGAUCGUAAGAAACUGGGUUGAUCAGAGAAGAAUAUUAUGGCACAAGGCCACCGGCGGAUUUCUAAGUCACUGCGGCUGGAACUCGGUGCUGGAGAGCGUGUCGGCCGGAGUGCCGAUCCUGGCGUGGCCAUUGAUCGCCGAGCAGUCGUUGAACGCCAAGUUUGUAGUGGAGGGGCUUGGGGCUGGGAUUGAUUGGCAGAAGACGACGCUACAGAGCUCGGAGAAUAAUGGAGUCACCACUACUGUUGCUAGAGAGGCAAUCUGCAAAGGGGUGCAGGAUUUGAUGUGGGGGCGCGAAGGGGAAGAGGCCAGAGAACGAGCGCAGGGUUUGGGGCGUCUUGCUCGGAGAGCAGUGGACCAAGGGGGGUCGUCUUGUCAAGUCAUGGACAGGCUUCUUCACCAGCUUUGUGCUUGAUUAUUGGGUUCGGGUUCGAUUCGGUUCUUUUUGGUUUGGGUUUGGGGUUUAAGAUUCGUACCGGAUAUAACAAUUGGGUUUGGAAGAGUUUGAAAAUCAGAACCCAUGUAGUGAAUGAAAUUGAAUAAUAAAUUGGUUUGUUAUUAUCUUUAAAA